Molecule: messenger RNA, 861 nt
Organism: Acanthosepion pharaonis
Lineage: Eukaryota; Metazoa; Mollusca; Cephalopoda; Sepiida; Sepiidae
Source: the annotation of a GenBank genome assembly
AUGAAUCACAAUCCCGACCCUGCCUCACCGUCUUUCACGUUUCUUUUGCGUCCUCUUGCUACUUUCACUACUCAUGUGUCUCGUCUUUUUUUCUUUUUUUUUCUUCGCGUACUUUCUUUUUGUACUUCUUUAUUUGGAAUUUGUAUAUUUUGUGGGACUUUUGUUCCUUCAUUUUAUUAUUAUUUUGCCUUUCCUCUUUUGUUUAACAAUUUCUCCUUCUUCUCCAUUUUAUUAUUAACCCCUUUUUCACGUGUUCAUUCUUUCGCAUGCACGCUCUUUCUUUUUAUUUCCCUUUCUUUCUUUCUUUCUUUCUUUCUUUCUUUCUUUCUUUUCCAUCGCAUUUUACUUCCUUCUUGUCAUAUACAUCAGUUCGUUAUUUGUCUCUCUUUUCAAAUGGUUCCUGUACGAUCACCGACUGCAUUUUCAUUCUUUUUGUCUUUCUUUCUCAGGAAUUUUCUUUUUCAUUUCAUUUCUUUCUUCGUUCAUUCUGCUUUUUAUUUUCACGGCCUUUUCUUUCUUUCACGAAAAUUUUCUUUCAUUAUUUUUCUUUCUCUUUCAAUAAAUGUUCUUGCUUUCAUAAACAUAUUUUUUCCUAUUUCUUUUCAUUUUACUCUGUUUUCAUUUUUUUCUGAUCGAUCUUCUUUUCUUUCUUUCAUUAUUUUUCUUUCAUAUUUUUCUUUCAUUUUUUUUUUUUGCGAUGUCUUUAAUUUUCAUUUUCAACAACAAUUUUCUUUCAUUAUUUUUCUUUCAUUUUUACUGUACUGUUCUCUGUUGCUUAAGAUUCAUUUUCAUUCUUUCUUUUCACAGUAUUUUCUUUCUUUCAUAAUGACAUUCUUUCAUUCCUUUUUGGAUUUCUUUUGA